This is a messenger RNA of Zerene cesonia (dogface butterfly), 1409 nucleotides long. RefSeq lists its product as uncharacterized. The record is from RefSeq and is a predicted model, not a curated record. NCBI's taxonomy places the organism in Eukaryota, Metazoa, Arthropoda, Insecta, Lepidoptera, Pieridae. The transcript has 4 exons. The coding region runs from base 145 to 684 and encodes 179 amino acids.
UCGUGCUUCGAAUACUUAAAUAUCCAUCUUGGCAUGAUACCGUUAUUGAUGCGAAACAUCUGUUUUAUCUGUGCUUCGUUUAUGUUCCAUUUUUAAACCUGACAUUACGGGCCUAUAGCAUACAGUUUGGGUAAAUUAAAAAAAAUGCGGAUAGAAAUUCCGGAGUGCAGGAGGUGUUUAUUUUGCAUGCCUUUGCGUUAUGGUGUACUCACUUUUGGAUAUAUUAGCCUGAUAUUUUCAUUGCUAUGUAUAGCUCUGGAGAUAUUUCUAGGUAUUGAUGAUUUAGCCGGUGUUACCAGAAUAACAUAUCGUGGAAAUGAAUUCCUAACCCGAUCUUGGUUGGCCAUAUUUCUUUACUUGGUGGAUAUUGCCUUCGUCAUAGUGCUGUUGUUUGGGGCGCAUAUGAAGCGAGUACGUCUGCUAAUAAUAUAUUAUUAUUAUGGAAUCACAACCACGCUGGCUUCCUUUCUGAUGAUAACAAUAGCUGAUAUAUCUAGGGACUCAGUAUAUAUGAUUAUUGAUGUGUGCUUUGUUUUCCUUGCGCUUGUUAUCCAUAUCUACAUGCUGUUCAUGGUGCGGAGUUUGAUAAAAAAGCUACGACAAGCCAGCGGUUUGAGCUACGUGAACCACGUGUCAGAGGUUUUAGUGGAAUCACCUGAGGAGCAAUGCAGGAAUCCCCUAUAGUUUAAUUGAGUGAAACGUCAUAUUGACAAGAAAUAAGAGAAAAAAAAAUCACAAUUCGUUCCAUGGGACAAUCUUGUGAGAAUUUGGUAGAAUGGUAAUAUGGUGGAAAAUGCUGAGAAUAUAGUUGUCGUGUAUUGUAAGGUCACACUAACCUGACAGAGGAGACGAAGUAUUAUAUUGUUGGUUACCUAUUCCCUAGUUCCCUUCAAGGAUUAAGAAUGUAUCUUAUUGUUAAGUAUGAUAAUUUAAAAUCGUUAUAAUAUUGUAUUAUGUUAUCUGUUUUGUAUGUCAUAGUCGACAAUGGAGCUGGUGGGUCGUCUGAUGGUAAGCGCUACCACCGCCCAUGAUCAUUUGGAGAGGUGUAAGCUCGAAUGCAGACCUUACGCCUCUUCAAAAUCUUACGCCUAUUCAAAGCCUCUUCAAUCUGUGAUCGUAUUAAAAGAAGUUCGGGUAGUGAAGAGUCGCCUCCACUCUGGGAAGAUGACUUCGGCUUGCUAAAGUAAAAAGUAAAUAAGUAUCCACAAGGGAUUUCAUAUUUUCCCAAACACCCAACUCAACCUGUUGGUAGUUUUGAGAAAAAAUUAUGGAAUUUGAUUCGAAGUUAUAUUAAAAAUUACUUUAUUCAUAUGAUUCUACAUUAUACAGGAAGUGUAUUUAUACUCUUGUAAUUUUUAAGCGUAAUUGCAUUUAGAAAUUUACUUGUAAUAUUUUUCUGUAUACGUGUA